GAAGCAUUAUUGCAACACGGAACUUGAGUUUUAAAAGGCAAAUGACGAAAACCUGCAGGGAAUGCAUGGGAAGGUCUGGACAAAGGUGAUUAAAUGCAAAGCUGCUGUGUUGUGGGGCCCAAAACAGCCCCUUUCCAUUGAGGAUAUAGAAGUUGCUCCACCAAAAGCCUUUGAAGUUCGAAUUAAGAUUUUGGCUGCAGGAAUCUGCCGAACAGAUGACCAUGUAAUCACCGGAGCCUUGUCUACCAAUUUUCCAGUAAUUUUAGGACAUGAAGCAACUGGGAUUGUAGAGAGUAUUGGAGAAGGGGUAACUACAGUGAAACCAGGAGAUAAAGUUAUCCCACUCUCCAUCCCACAGUGUAGAAAGUGCUCUUCCUGCAUAAAUCCCAAUGGCAAUUUCUGCUUGGCGAUGAAUGUUGCAGAUGAUGGAGUAUUGUCUGAUAGCACCGGCAGAUUUACCUGCAAAGGGAAACCAGUCUACAGGUUCGCAAGAAACAGCACCUUCACUGAGUAUACGGUGACCUCAGAACUUUUGGUAGCUAAAAUUGAUGCUGCUGCUCCUCCUGAGAAGGUGUGUUUGAUUGGCUGUGGAUUCGCCACUGGCUAUGGGGCUGCAAUCAACACUGCCAAGGUCACCCCUGGAUCUGUUUGUGCUGUCUUUGGGCUGGGAGGAGUUGGCCUCUCCAUUAUUAUGGGCUGUAAAGCAUCUGGUGCCUCCCGGAUCAUUGGAAUUGAUACCAACCCAUGCAAAUUUGAGAGGGCCAAGUCUGUAGGAGCCACUGAGUGCAUCAACCCUAAGGAUCAUGCAAAGCCCAUCAGUGAAGUACUGAAAGAAAUAACUGGCGAUUCUGUGGAAUUCACUUUUGAGGCCAUCGGACACCCUGAAACCAUAAUUGAUGCCCUGGCUUCCUGCCAUGAGAGCCAUGGGACCAGUGUGGUCGUAGGAGUUCCUCCAUUAUCUAAAAUGAUCGCCUAUGAUCCCAUGCUGCUGUUCACUGGACGCACCUGGAAAGGAUGUUGCUUUGGAGGUUGGAAAACCAAAGAUGACAUCCCCAAACUAGUGUCCGAUUUCAUGGCAAAGAAAUUUGAUUUCGACCAGUUAAUAACCCAUGUUUUACCUUUUAAUAAAAUCCAUGAAGCAUUUGAUCUGCUCAACAAAGGAGAGAGCAUUCGAACGGUCCUGAUAUUUUGAGCUUCUCCAUAACUGGACAUAUCCAUGGAUGCAUGCUAGGCUCUUUCUCUGAGAUUUCCUUUUCAUAUAAUUAUGACAGAGCUUCUGUGAUUGUCUCCUGUGGGUCAUGCUCAAAAGAGAAACAAAGUACAUUGGACCACACUUUCCAAAAUAAUAAAUUUUAAGUUGUCACUGCCAUAAUUCAAUUUACCUGUGGUAGUAGAAGGUGUUAACGUUGUUAUUGCUGUUGUUUUAAUGUUUAUAAAGUGGGUUACACUGGACUAAAACAUCCCAUAAAUGUUUUAAGUUUUUAUUAGUUUUGACUGAAGUGGAAUUUUAAAGUAGAAUCCCAAUAUCUUUGUGUCAAAAGUAUUAAGAAGAUUCUAAUCAUCUGCUUCCAGAGAGCUAGGCUAGGCAGUGUAGGGCUUAAGAUGAUGCUACCAUAAUAUCUCAGAAGCAGAUAGUAUCUUUUUAUGAAGUACUGAUAAUGAAGCUUUUCAAGUUAUGUUUACUCCACAAAAAGCAUAUGCUUGCCUUUUUUCUUUCCCCCUUUUAUGUUUCAGAGGAGAUGGAUACUUUUUGAUACAGCUUUUAUGAAUUAAAUAAAAUCUGUUAAAUAAAAUAGUCUGUCAUCAUA
This is a messenger RNA of Trichosurus vulpecula (common brushtail), 1808 nucleotides long. RefSeq names its product all-trans-retinol dehydrogenase [NAD(+)] ADH7-like. Gene Ontology annotation, cellular component: cytosol. Lineage: Eukaryota; Metazoa; Chordata; Mammalia; Diprotodontia; Phalangeridae. Gene Ontology annotation, molecular function: all-trans-retinol dehydrogenase (NAD+) activity; zinc ion binding. Bases 62 to 1192 code for a protein of 376 amino acids. The record is from RefSeq and is a predicted model, not a curated record. Gene Ontology annotation, biological process: retinol metabolic process; retinoic acid metabolic process. The transcript is spliced from 9 exons.